GCUAAGAUGGCGCCCUCCUUGUUACCUUCCUUCAUUGCGAGCUGUCGUCGGUGACGUGGAUUUAAAGUUUAUUUAGCCUUAAUGUUGAUGAAUCCUUUGUAUUUUUUUGAGCGGUGCCUAGCGUCUCUUGUGCAUUCCCGAAAUGUUUGAAAUCACAGACUUUCAAAAGAUUGGCAUCGGACUUACAGGGUUCGGAGUGUUUUUCCUGUUCCUGGGCGUCGUCUUCAUUUUCGAUAAGGGGCUCUUGGCGCUGGGAAACAUCUUGUUCCUGUGCGGUUUGGCGUUCGUCAUCGGCUUGGAGAGGACGUUCCGGUUCUUCUUCCAGAGGCACAAGAUCCGCGGAUCCGUGGCCUUCUUCGGCGGGAUCUUCAUCGUGCUCUUCGGAUUCCCCGUCGUCGGCAUGAUCAUCGAGAUGUACGGCUUCGUCGUGCUCUUCAGCGGAUUCCUCCCCGUGGCAGCUAAUUUCUUGCGGAGGAUACCAGUGAUUGGCACCAUUUUGAACUUACCCAUCCUCAACAGGGUCCUUUCCCUUGCAGAGCAGCCCACUAACUGAUGUUCAGAAGAUGAUAAAACAAAGAUUGCCGGAGACCCCAACAGAUCCAUGGUGUAAAUAUUUAAAUACAGAACUCGAAGACCUGCCAGAAUGUGACAGUAUUUGGCUCACCACAUUUUUCAUAUUGUAAACAUUUGAUAUUAAAGUGCUCAUUUUUAAC
Molecule: messenger RNA, 713 nt
Organism: Uloborus diversus
Lineage: Eukaryota; Metazoa; Arthropoda; Arachnida; Araneae; Uloboridae
Product: vesicle transport protein GOT1B-like
Exons: 6
Coding region: 143-553 (136 amino acids)
Biological process (GO): retrograde transport, endosome to Golgi; endoplasmic reticulum to Golgi vesicle-mediated transport
Cellular component (GO): endoplasmic reticulum; membrane
Source: RefSeq, a predicted model, not a curated record